UGUAAGGCCAGUGCUGUUUCCACUAGGCGAGUUACUUAUUUGGGUUAUCUACUUAGCGGCCAAAUUAGUACUCUGAAGCUUGGUUGAUCUGAAGCUCAAUGGAUACCGCCGAAGCAAACCAGUCGGAUGCGUCCGUUUUCAUGAACUUGCCGGACCUUGUAUGGGAAACUAUUGCCAGCACGCUUAAGGCACACCACCGUGCAAUCCUUCGCGGCGUCUGCCGGAAGUUCAGAACGCUCGUCAACAACACCGUCACCAAGAUCAAGCUCGACCCCAGCAGCUCCGAGGACCCGCUGUCCUGGCGCCUGCACGCCCGCUUCCCCCGCCUUGAGCACCUGGAGGCGUUGAAGCCCUCCGACCAGGACUGCCUAACCGACCCCGUGAUCGCACAGCUGGCGCUGAAGGACCUGUGUCGUCUGCCCCGUCUGACCAGCCUGGGCCUGGAGAGCUGCACGCAGCUGACGGUGGCGGGUCUGGCGGCGCUGGCGCUGGCGGUGCCGGGGGUGGAGAAGCUGGUGCUGCCGCAGGUGUGCCAGCUCAGCCGCUCCGACUCCCUGCUGCUGGUGCUGCACCGCCUGCCUCGACUCAGCCACCUGAAGCUGCAGUGCUGCAGACACUGCGACGAGGCCGCCCUGGCCCCCCUCUCCCUCCUGUCCGGCCUCACCGCCCUGGAGCUGGAGGACUAUGGACUGGCGCUGAAGCAGGUGUCCCAGCUGACCUGCCUCACCGCCCUCCGCAGCAUCAUGGUGUGGAGCGACUACUCCCUCAAUCUGCACACCGACCCGCCGGGUCACCCGCCGCACCUCCCACACCCGCUCCCGCAACCCCCCGCGCCAAACCCACACAACCUACCACCCCACCCGCACCCCCCCAACCCGCAACACCCAAACCUGCACCACAUACACAUCCCGCCGCACGGGCUGUUCGGGCU
Astrephomene gubernaculifera is the source of this 931-nucleotide messenger RNA. NCBI's taxonomy places the organism in Eukaryota, Viridiplantae, Chlorophyta, Chlorophyceae, Chlamydomonadales, Astrephomenaceae. The record is from the annotation of a GenBank genome assembly.